Lotus japonicus is the source of this 774-nucleotide messenger RNA. Its product is annotated as GTP-binding nuclear protein Ran1B-like. The transcript has 7 exons. The record is from RefSeq and is a predicted model, not a curated record. Gene Ontology annotation, cellular component: nucleus; cytoplasm. NCBI's taxonomy places the organism in Eukaryota, Viridiplantae, Streptophyta, Magnoliopsida, Fabales, Fabaceae. The annotation marks the transcript as partial. Gene Ontology annotation, biological process: ribosomal subunit export from nucleus; protein import into nucleus. Gene Ontology annotation, molecular function: GTPase activity; GTP binding.
ACCGUUGAUUACCCUAAUUUCAAGCUCGUCAUCGUCGGUGACGGCGGCACAGGAAAAACAACCUUCGUCAAGAGGCAUCUUACCGGUGAAUUUGAGAAGAAAUAUGAACCGACCAUUGGUGUGGAGGUUCACCCUUUGGAUUUCUUCACAAACUGUGGAAAGAUCCGAUUCUACUGCUGGGACACUACUGGACAAAAGAAGUUUGGGGGUCUCAGAGAUGGUUACUAUAUCCAUGGGCAAUGCGCCAUUAUAAUGUUUGAUGUUACUGCCCGACUGACAUACAAGAAUGUCCCUACUUGGCACCGUGAUCUUUGCCGGGUCUGCGAGAACAUCCCCAUUGCUCUUUGUGGCAACAAGGUUGAUGUGAAGAACAGACAGGUGAAGGCAAAACAGGUUACUUUCCACAGGAAGAAGAAUCUGCAGUACUAUGAGAUCUCGGCCAAGAGUAACUAUAACUUUGAGAAGCCUUUCCUUUAUCUUGCCAGGAAACUUGCAGGUGAUCCUAACUUGCACUUUGUUGAAUCUCCUGCAUUGGCUCCACCUGAAGUUCAAAUUGAUUUAGCUGCACAACAACAGCAUGAGGCUGAGCUUGCUGCGGCUGCUAGUCAGCCCCUUCCUGAUGAUGAUGAUGAUGAUGAUGCAUUUGAUUAAAAAUCUGCGUGUCUGUUGAUCAUCUUUCUGAGUUGCUGCUUCUGUCUUAAGCUAAGCUAAGCUACACUAUGUUGUGGGGUUGUAUUAUGGCAUUUUUGGUGUGGAUUUGAGUAUCUGAAAUUU